Molecule: messenger RNA, 3243 nt
Organism: Aspergillus pseudotamarii
Lineage: Eukaryota; Fungi; Ascomycota; Eurotiomycetes; Eurotiales; Aspergillaceae
Product: ribonuclease Z
Exons: 1
Coding region: 1-3243 (1080 amino acids)
Biological process (GO): mitochondrial tRNA 3'-end processing
Cellular component (GO): mitochondrion
Molecular function (GO): 3'-tRNA processing endoribonuclease activity
Source: RefSeq, a predicted model, not a curated record
AUGAAGUUCUUUUAUCAGGUCGUCACGACCCCCACAGCCGAUACUCCUGGCACAACUGUCCUGCUUCAGUUCCCAGAGAAGCGGUAUUUCUUUGGGCAGAUCUCCGAAGGAACUCAGCGGGCAUGUACGGAACGGGGUGUUAAGAUCGCUUACCUCACCGAUGUUUUCCUCACGGGUCGCAUGGAAUGGGGCAACAAUGGUGGAUUGAUUGGCGUGAUUCUCACGCUGGCUGACGGUGUUGCCAGUGCGAAUACUGCCCAGGAGGCUAUGGCCCGUGAGAAGGAGGCGCGCCAACAAAAGUCAGGAAAGUCUGCCAAACAGUCUCCUGCGAAGAAGUUGGAGCACGGCGUGCCCUACGCCGUUAAGGAUGGAGAGGCAGUUGCACAGCGGGGGACCUUGACAAUCCAUGGUGGUAAGAACCUGGCACAUACCUUAGCCACUGCUCGGAGAUUUGUCUUCAGGAAGGGUAUGCCGGUCUUCACACGGGAAUACGAUUGUGAGGGCAUGGCCAAGAAAGGGUCUGCAGAGGCAGAAGAUCCUUUCGAACAACCCACUUGGUCUGAUGAUAACAUCAAGGUAUGGGCUAUGCCUAUUCGUCCUCUCACAUCUCUGCAGCCGAAGGAUGUCCCCCGUGUUGCCCCGCAAAGCCCGAGAAAGAGGAGCCUUGAUGAAUUCAGAGAAGAAGUUACUACUCAGGAGGCGAUUGACCCGCGUACUCGCGACCAGAUUAUCAGGCAGUCGGUUAUAACGGACAUGUUCAAUUCGACAUGGAAAUUGGAUGCUUUGGUUGAGACCCCUUUGGCUGAAGUUAAGAUGCCCGCGGUCAUGUUUGUUCGCAAUCCAGAGACCAGGGCGCUUGAGCAAUACACGGGCCCUGCUCCGGGAAGCAAUGAACCGCUACCUGACAUCAAGGUUUUUGUACGCCAGCCUUGGCCAGGCGCAGCCGUUGAAAAAAUUCCUCCCACUACCUGGUGUGAUGAGGCAGUUUCUUAUAUCGUGCGGAAUCACGAUAUCAGAGGCAAGUUUGAUCCCAAGAAAGCGGAGGAGUUGAAGGUCCGUAAAGGCAAGGACUUCGGACGUCUGACGAAGGGCGAAUGCGUGGAAUCCGAGGAUGGGAAAACUAUCACACCUGAGAUGGUUCUGGGACCCCCACGACUUGGAAAAGGUUUAGCCAUUAUCGACUUACCUAGCUCAGAGUACGUGGAGAGUCUCAUUAGUAGGCCGGAAUGGAAGUCCCCUUCUGUCACUACAAAUCUUGAAGCAUUUAUCUGGAUACUAGGCCCCGGAGUCGGAGAUCAUCCCCGGCUACGUGAGUUUGUCGCCAGUAUGCCCCAUUGCAAGCACACUGUGUCUAGCUCGGAUUAUUGUCCAAACUACUUGGCUAUGGGCAGCAUUGCUGGGUCAUCUGUUCGUAUGGCACAGUUGAGGAGCGACAACUACCCAGUGCCAGUCCAUGAUAAUGUGAGUCUUCCGCAACCAGGAACACGUACUCAUGGUUCGGAGGUCACGGUGAGAAAUGUGCAGAAUUCGCCAUUUGAAGCAAUUGAACCUGGCCUUAUCAUUGACAUGGAACCCAAUUUUGACAUCAACCGUUCUGAGGUUGUCCCACGGUUUAAUGCGAUUGAGGCAGUGCAACGGAUGCCUGUGGCAGUCCAGAAACGUAUGAGUACAAUCGAUAAGCGAGUCAAAAAGGAAGAAUUCGAGGAAAAGCUGCGGCAGUUCCGUAAAGAUCUUCCAGGAGCCGAUGCGGAAAUCAUCACCUUGGGUACAGGUUCUUCUUCUCCUUCCAAAUACCGCAAUGUUUCCAGCACCCUCGUUCAUGUUCCUGGUUACGGUUACUAUCUGCUUGACUGCGGUGAGAACACGCUUGGUCAGCUAAAGCGCGUUUUCGAGCCCGAAAAGUUGCGAGAGGUUCUACAGAACCUGCGAAUGAUAUGGAUUAGCCAUUUGCAUGCAGACCACCAUCUCGGUACUGCUUCUGUCAUCAAGGCGUGGUUCCAGGAGAAUUAUCCGAAUGGAGAUUCGCAAACAAGCGCUCUUGAGACCGACAUGUCCAAGAUACUCAAGGAAAAGCGGUUGUUCCUCGUCUCUGAAGAAAACAUGAUCUGGUGGCUAGAAGAGUACGCAAGCGCUGAAAACUUUGGCUUUGGGAAAUUAAUUCCCUUGUCCGCCUAUCCUGUGAUCCAGAACAGGGCACUCCGGACCAAGUUUGUGUACCGACACUGCCGCGCGGACGGCUCAUUCCCUGGCCAGGAAGUUGAAACUUAUAGUCCCCGGAGUACAGAGCUCAGCUUUGACGACGAGUCAUCUCCGCUCACGCCACUUCUGCGCGAAGCCACAGGUCUUGCCGAUCUCUUAACCACAAAGGUGUCUCAUUGCCGUGGCGCUAUGGCAGUCUCACUUGUCUUCCCGAACGGCUUCAAGCUCUCCUUCUCGGGCGACUGCCGACCUUCCCCCAGCUUCGCCGCAAUCGGACACGGCUCCACCGUCCUUAUCCAUGAAGCCACCUUCCAGGAUGACAUGGGAGUAUCUGCGAUCGCCAAGAAACACUCUACGACAUCCGAAGCCCUAGAAGUUGGCCGCAGAAUGGAAGCUCGCGCCAUCCUCCUCACCCACUUCAGCCAACGGUACCAGAAGGUCGCGCACGUAGAAAAGAACCAAGGGCCCACCAAACGCCAAGAGACAGUUGUCCAGCCCGAACAACCGGACAUUCCAGACAACGAACCGGAAGAGGCCUCCCAAGCGCCAGCCUCCAAUGGGUACGUUCCAUCCUUCUUCAGCACUAUCAAGGUAGAGGGAAAGCCGCAGGUCAAGGUCCCCAUAGUCGCCGCUUUUGACUACAUGCGCAUCCGUGUUGGCGAUAUGCCCGUCGCGCAGGCGUACGCGCCGGCAGUGGAGAAGCUCUACGACAUCCUGGAGCGGGUUUCGGAAGAGGACUCCGAGAAGCAGCGCCAGCAGAAGGAGAAACAGGAGGCUGCCAAAAUGCAGGAGAAGAUGAGAAGAAAGGCCAAGCAUGACAAGAAGUCAAAGGCUGGUGCUAGCCUGGCCGAUGUGGAACCUACAGCUGCUAUCCCUGCCGAAGAAAUGGACCUUGACAAGAAGUCUCCGGUUAAGCGUCACUCGGCCUGGAGUGCCAGUGAAAGUGAAAGCGGCUGGAGCACCAGUGGCAGUGAUGAAGAAGCUGAGAUGCGUGCAAGGCGCAACGGCCGCAGUCCCAGUAGGACUCUGAAGCGUUCGAGCUAA